This is a messenger RNA of Gregarina niphandrodes, 1401 nucleotides long. RefSeq names its product activator of Hsp90 ATPase, amine-terminal protein. Gene Ontology annotation, molecular function: protein-folding chaperone binding; ATPase activator activity. The record is from RefSeq and is a predicted model, not a curated record. Lineage: Eukaryota; Apicomplexa; Conoidasida; Eugregarinorida; Gregarinidae. The coding region runs from base 1 to 1401 and encodes 466 amino acids. The transcript has 2 exons.
AUGGCGGGCAGCGAAGACUCGUUCGUUGAAGAUAGCACUAAGAUAGAACAUGCUGGUGUUUAUAAGCAGCAGGGCAACGAUGAGUUGAAAGCUGGAAAAUAUGUGGAAGCGAUUGCGCGUUACGAGGAAGGUCUAAAGGCGUUGGAUGGUUGUGUGGACAAGCACAGCGCGGCGUUCAAUGAAUGCCAAGACUCGCUGAAUGGCAACCUAUGCUUGGCGGCAAUGAAGAAUGGACAGUGGUAUGUCGGAAUCCACAGUGCAAACAAGGUGUUGACUAACUCUGUGCGGAACCCGGCCUUGCACCAGAAGGUUCGGUACCGUAGGGGUGUGUGCCACCUGGGGGUGGGUAACUUUGACGAAGCAGAAACGGACCUGAACCAAGUUGUGCAGGCUGAUGCGACGAACACAGAGGCCAAGCGCCGGCUCCAGGAGUGCAAGGAAGAACGGGCGAAGGCGGCGAAGUUGGAGAAACAGCGGUUUGGCGGCAAGUUGUUUGGCGGGAAAGACAACUUGUAUGCAGACCGAGAGGCCGAACGUCUCGCGAAAGAGAAGAAGGAACGCGACGACUACGCCCAGGAUAUACUCAGCAAAGACAUUACUUUCGAACAGUGGCGCGAACGCCGGAGACAAGAAGCGAAAAAGGACCAAGAAGCUACAGCUUCUUCCGAAGGCUCUCCAAACAAGGGCAAAGAGUCGCCAGCCAAAACCAAAGAGUCGCCAAACAAGAGCAAAGAGUCGCCAACCAAGAAAGCUGCUGCACCCCCUAAGUCGCAGUCCGCCAAGGUUGCAGACGAGCUGGUGCUAGAUGAGGAGGACCUGAAGAUCAUUGAAGAAACGAAGAAGCGAGGCUACUGUUAUUUCCGCAAACAGCUAACAGAGGAAGAAAGGAAGUUAAAAGAUACUGUUCAUGUGCCCCAGAAAAUGGUAGAAGAACAGCAGCCGUCACCUAGCAAGAAGGGAGUGUCAGAUUGGAACGCGUCCGGAGCGACAUACGAGGAGAAGGAUACGACUAAGUGGUGCAUCUCCAUGCUCACUAACCAGCUAGAGAACUCUAAUUGUACCGCUUCAGGCUUGGCGAUUGAGAAUAUAAACGCCAAGGACAUGGCCGGAGACGCCCAAAUCAUGGUCGUCCGAGGACGGGUGAGGCACUUCUUCGACUUCAACCUCAAGCUCGAAUUUGACAUGCUCGACGGGGAAAAAACGAUCGGCCAUGCGGUCUGGACUAUUGACUCCAUGAGUUCUGAAAAUCUUGACGGAUUCUUGAACUUCAAGCAACUCAAAUGGCAGACCACUCCGCCCCUACAGUACGUGGACCGUCUACCCACUAUGCUGAACCACUUCAAGGACACACUCCGGGCCGGAGUGGACACAUUCUGCAAAUUAUAUGACGAGAAACACUAA